AUGAGCUUCCGAGUGAAAGACCAUACCAGUCGAGCAGAACAAAGAACAAGGUCAACAAGGGCAAGACCAAUGCUCGAUAAGGGGUUCGAUUUUGACGACUACAAUAUAUCAGAAAACUGUCGCGAGCAGCUACGUCGUUUGGCUGAAUACGGUCCUGCACCGUUGGCAUUGCCGACUAGUUUACUUAUUGUUUGCUGUAUUCCUAUGGCUAUUAUCAUUCUAUUGACUGUAUUCGGUAAUCUGCUUGUUUUAUUCUUCAAAGCUCGAGUUGGCCGGACGAACACGACACUUCUCGUGUGGAACCUCGGCCUUACCGAUUUCCUCGUCGGUGUUAUCGUCCUACCACUCGGCGCAUUCCAUCUUGCCUAUCGAAAGUGGAUAUUCGGGAGGUUUCUAUGCAGAGUCUGGGUGGCUGCUGACGUCACUUUCUGUACUUGUUCCGUGGUGACCAUCUGCGUGAUUUCGGUAGAUCGAUAUCUGGCCGUGACACGACCACUUCGCUACAAAUCUUUGGUGACAAAGACCAAAGUUAUACUUGUUAUGAUAAUCAUAUGGACAUUUUCAUCGUCUAUACUGCUUACUACCGUUCGAUGGGAACAACCGCCGUGCUAUGAUGAUUCAUCCGACACGCUUCGGGUCCACUUUGGGAAGAACAGCGGCAUGGUGGAGCAUCAGCGUCGAGUUUUACGGACGCAUGAGCGCAUCGCGAAGACUCUUGGUGUCGUCUCGUGUUCCUUUCUCUUCUGCUGGUUACCAUUCUUCAGUCUCUACUUGACAAAUUACAAAUGCCAAGGAUGCAUCUCGCCGAUCGCCAUCGACCUUACCAGUUGGUUAGGUUACUGCAACUCAAUGCUGAACCCGAUCAUCUAUUCGUUCACAGUUAAGGAGUUCAAGAAAUCGACGCUGCGACUCGUGGCACCCACUUGGCAGUUCGCCCACAGAUGUCUUCCAAAGAUUUUCCCUGCACCACCUGACCGAAUCAUGCAGCGGAUGUCCCGUACUGGUCAUCGUCCCCGUCAUAAAACACGACAUCGCUCGUUCGAAGUUCAUGAUAAGAAAAAUUCUCUGCUCAACUCCAGAAGCACCCAAAAACGACGCCAAACUGAACCAGCAGUGUUCGGGCUUCAAAAAAAGGUCUGUGACGCGACGAAUGCACCGAUCAUAAUCGAAGAAGACGAGGACGCGCAGCAGGAUUACAGCGAAUCCAACGGUUUCACCACCUACAACGAGACCUCGCGACGUCUGUCCGAUCUGCCCCCACUGCGGACGUCGUCGCUGGACAUGCUGCCAAUCGCCGAGAUGGACUCGUCCAGUGCAGUUGCGUCCAACGGCGAAUGCAAGUCCGCCCAAUCGGACAACUCGGCUUGUUUGGUCAAAGUUUUCUGUGACACAACGGAAGCUGUACUCUGA
This is a messenger RNA of Cooperia oncophora, 1410 nucleotides long. Lineage: Eukaryota; Metazoa; Nematoda; Chromadorea; Rhabditida; Trichostrongylidae. The record is from the annotation of a GenBank genome assembly.